GCAGCAAAUCACAAAGGGCUUGACAUUUUAGGGGAAAAACGUACUGUCGAAGUAGCCGUGUUUGUCAAACAAGCUACUUGCUUAUUAAAAGGAAUUACAUCUGACAAAUACGUCGGAAAAAGGCACUCUCUCUCUCUCUCCGAUGGCAUGUGAGUAGCACUGGUAUGUCCCAGUAGCCGUCGUGCUGUGGAGGGUGAAGGCCCCGAGCCUGGAAAUGAAGGCUGGCCAGCAGAAGAAUUCCGUGCGGAUCUUAUCUGGCCGUGAGCGCGGUGCACGCGGACUGGGAUCCCAGCGCCUCCUACAGCAGUUGGUGGAGGACAAGACACGGCGUAUGAAAUGGCACAGCCAAAAAGUGGAGUUGCCGGACAGCCCUCGGUCAACCUUCCUGUUGGCGUUCAGCCCGGACAGGACGUUGAUGGCUUCUACCCAUGUCAACCAUAACAUCUACAUCACGGAGGUGAAGACCGGGAAAUGCGUCCAUUCCCUGGCGGGCCAUCGCAGAACGCCCUGGUGCCUGACCUUUCACCCCACCAUCCCCGGGCUGAUUGCCUCUGGCUGCCUGGAUGGAGAAGUUCGCAUCUGGGAUCUACAUGGUGGGAGUGAAAGCUGGUUCACAGAGAGUAAUGUGGCGAUUGCCUCUCUGGCCUUCCACCCGACGGCUCAGUUACUGCUCAUCGCCACUAAUAACGAGAUCCACUUCUGGGACUGGAGUCGUCGGGAGCCUUUUGCAGUGGUUAAAACCGCCAGCGAGACAGAGAGAGUCAGGUUGGUUAGAUUUGAUCCAUUAGGCCACUACCUUUUGACAGCUAUUGUCAACCCGUCAAACCAGCAGCAGAGUGAUGACGACUCGGAGGUGCCCAUGGACAGCGUAGAGAUGCCUCAUUUCCGCCAACGCUCCUUCCUGCAGUCUCAGCCGAUACGACGUACCCCCAUCCUGCACAACUUCCUGCACAUCUUGUCCUCGCGCAACUCCGGUGUCCAGGCCAGCGACCAGCCUCCCGCUCCUGCUCCGGACAGCGCUGACUCCCAGGGCCUCCCGUCUGGGCGCUACACGGCCCUGCGGGAUCGCUCCCGGCCACCUUACCAUGGCUGCGUGCAGCACCUAGGCAUGGUCUGCUUCUGCAGCCGCUGCUCGGCGUCGCGAGCGCCGUCGCCGCCCGGGGACGACCACGCCGGCUCCGCCUCGCUGGACGCUCAGUCCCACGCCUCCACCUUCUCGUCCGCGCGCACGGAGCCGCGUUUGCCCACCGAGCCGCGUUCCGCCAACCGGCCCUCCGCCUUCAGCAGCGUGUACGGCAGCGCCGGGGGAAACUCCUUGCGGAACUUGACCUCGGGGUCUACGAGACGCGCCGUUCCCGGGGUGAUGGCCAGCCCUCCGCUGGGCCGCGAGCCCUCGGGGCGCCUGCCUCCGCCCGAUUGGAUGGGUGGCGUGCUGGGUGACCGUGGGGCUGAGGUCCGAGGGACCCCCAUCCCUCCACCUCGGACCAGCGCCUCGUCCGUCAGUCUGCUCUCCGUGCUCCGUCAGCAGGACGGCUCGGCUCAGCCUCCCGUUUACACGUCGGCCGCGGACGGGCGGGGCUUCUCCCCGUCCGCCGGCAGGCCGCACGUCGGUGGCGGUUCUCCCGGGGGCGGAGCGGGCCCCAGCAGACACCACCCGCUAGGGGAGGGGGGUCAGAGCAGCCCGAUGUCCAUCCGGAACGUCCUGCAGUGCAACUUGAACCGUUACUUUAUGGAGUACGACCGCAUGCAGGAUGUGGAGCAGCCACUAGAGGGCGUGAGCAGGGACAGCAGCAGCCAGCAUGAGCAGCAGACGCAGGAGUUACUCAACAAUAACGUGGAGCCGGAGCGACCUGGCCCUUCCCAUUAUCAGCCCCUCCCCAACGACGAGGGUCCAGGCGUGUCCCGCGGGCACCUGAACCGAUGCCGCGUGUGUCACAACCUGUUCACCUACAACCAGGGGACGCAGCGCUGGGAACGCACGGGACAGCCUGGGCCUACGGAGGAGGAUGGGUCGCCAUGGCAACCCCAGAACUCUUCCUUCGACAGCCUUCGCCAGUCGGCUUCUCAGGAGGCCCAGCCCCCGGAGAGAAGACCGUUAGACCCGGGCCCAGACGGGGCGGCCCCAGAACCUGCCUUCCCUCGCCCGGGGUCCUCCGGCCAGCAGGGGGGGCAGACAGUGGGGCUGGUGUAUAACCAGGAAACGGGCCAGUGGGAACGUGUUUACAGACAGUCUGCAACCAGUCGUACUGGGAAUGUACCGCAAGAAACCUUACACCAGGAUCUGCCUGACGAGAGCCCAGAUGAUGACUACCUGAGGCGGAGGCUCCUGGAGUCGUCGCUGAUGUCUUUGUCCCGUUACGACAUCUCUGGAUCUCGCGAUCACCCGAUUUACCCGGAUCCAGCCAGGUUGUCUCCUGCUGCCUACUAUGCUCAACGCAUGAUCCAGUACCUGUCUCGCCGGGACAGCAUCCGUCAGAGGUCGCUCCGCUAUCAGAACCGACUGCGGCCCCUCCCCUCCAACUCCGACAGCCCCACAAACAACCCCUCCCCUUCCAUGGAGAACAGUGACGUGGACUUUGAGGAAUACGAGGAUAAUGGUGAUCGGAGUCGACACAGAGCUCCACGCAACGCCCGAAUGUCUGCCCCCUCCCUCGGGCGCUUCGUCCCCAGGCGAUUCCUUCUGCCGGAGUAUCUGCCAUAUGCUGGAAUUUUCCAUGAGAGAGGGCAGCCAGGCCUGGCCACCCACUCCUCCGUAAACAGGGUCUUAGCAGGGGCAGUUAUUGGAGAUGGUCAGUCUGCUGUGGCCAGUAACAUUGCCAACACAACCUACCGACUCCAGUGGUGGGAUUUUACCAAGUUUGAACUCCCAGAAAUCAGCAAUGCGUCUGUAAAUGUGCUGGUGCCCAACUGUAAGAUAUACAACGACGCCAGCUGUGACAUCUCCGCCGACGGGCAGCUGUUGGCCGUCUUCAUUCCCAGCAGCCAGCGGGGUUUUCCAGACGAGGGCAUUCUGGCCGUCUACUCGCUAGCUCCGCACAACCUGGGUGAGAUGCUCUACACCAAGAGAUUCGGUCCGAACGCCAUCUCUGUAAGUCUUUCUCCGAUGGGCCGGUACGUGAUGGUGGGGCUGGCCUCACGUCGCAUCCUGCUGCAUCAUAUCACUGAUCACAUGGUCGCCCAAGUCUUCCGCCUGCAGCAGCCCCACGGAGGAGAGACUUCCAUGAGGCGUGUUUUUGACGUGGUCUAUCCCAUGGCUCCGGAUCAGCGCAGACACGUCAGCAUCAACUCGGCCCGCUGGCUUCCCGAACCGGGCCUAGGACUGGCAUACGGAACCAAUAAAGGAGACCUGGUCAUCUGUAGACCUGUAGAUGCCCAACUGGAUGGUGACUCUCCCUCUGAGCAUACAGAACCCAUGUUUGCCAUGAACAACAGCGGGGCCAGCAGCAGCAGCAGGACUGGAGAGAGACCAGGCAGGACUGGCUGGAGGUCAGACAGAGACAUGGGCCUGAUGAAUGCGAUUGGCCUGCAGCCACGACAUCCCGCCCCCUCCGUGACAUCACAGGGCACGCAGACACCCGUGCUGCAGCUGCAGAAUGCAGAGACGCAGACAGAGAGAGACCUCCAGGAGCCCAGCACUUUCCUUAGCUCACAAAGCACAGAAGUGCUGGCUGACGUGAGUGGCCCUCCUGCCAGUAGUUUAGACGUGGUUCCUGAGACCCCUCCACACAGCUGGCCUCCUGACGAGGGGUCAGAGCAGGCUGCAGGCGCGUCUCAGGACUCCAGCGUCAGCAGCGCAAGUCCAGGGGAGGGGCAGGAGUACGGCUCAGGAGAAGAUGCUCUGACCCGUAUUCGGCGGCUGAUUGCUGAAGGUGGAAUGACAGCUGUGGUGCAGAGGGAACAGAGCACCACCAUGGCCUCUAUGGGCAGCUUCGGUAACAACAUCAUCGUCAGUCACCGAAUCCACCGCAGCUCUCAGACAGGGGCGGAGUCACAAGCGCGAGCACGGAGCUCUUCCUCCCCAACCCCCUCCUCCUCCUCCUCUGCCGCCUCUUCCUCCUCCGCCUCCAUCGGCAGCAGGCUGAGCCUGGCUGAGGCAGCCGGCUCCUGUUCCCGCAUCCUCACCCAAACGCUGACUCUGGACCAGGUCCCUCCCCCCGGCCUGCCCCCGCCCAGAGCCUCGCAGCCCCGCCUCCCCCAAAACAUUCCCAUGGAAGCGGACGACAUGUUUGAAGUCGAGGGCUUUGGAGAUCGCCAGCUGCUGCACCCAACAAGGCCUUCCUCCUCCUCCUCCUCUUCCUCCUCUGCCUUACCUGGUAGCCCGCUGUCAAACAACAACAAUAAUAACAGCAGCAGUGCAGGCGGUAGCAGCUACCACGAAGACCCCCACGGCCGGUAAGGACACGCAGAAGGCUCUCAGCCAGACCAGAGACUGGGGCGUGCCACAUAGCCAGGGAUCAGCACCAGGGAAGCCCCCCAUAUCUGGACUGGAUCCGUGAUAUGGCUCUCUUCCUGCAUCAGCCUUAUGACGAUCUGAGGUGCUGGAUCCCACGUCAAAGCCCUGUAAAACAGAUGGGACAAGAGACAGUUGAGCC
Messenger RNA from Chanos chanos (milkfish), 4592 nucleotides. RefSeq names its product autophagy/beclin-1 regulator 1a (gene ambra1a). The record is from RefSeq and is a predicted model, not a curated record. Gene Ontology annotation, cellular component: Cul4-RING E3 ubiquitin ligase complex; intracellular membrane-bounded organelle. NCBI's taxonomy places the organism in Eukaryota, Metazoa, Chordata, Actinopteri, Gonorynchiformes, Chanidae. Gene Ontology annotation, biological process: mitophagy; autophagosome assembly. The transcript is spliced from 19 exons. Gene Ontology annotation, molecular function: protein binding; ubiquitin-like ligase-substrate adaptor activity. Bases 215 to 4396 code for a protein of 1393 amino acids.